Nannospalax galili (Upper Galilee mountains blind mole rat) is the source of this 4830-nucleotide messenger RNA. It is a transcript of the gene Enc1, whose product is annotated as ectodermal-neural cortex 1. The coding region runs from base 434 to 2203 and encodes 589 amino acids. The record is from RefSeq and is a predicted model, not a curated record. NCBI's taxonomy places the organism in Eukaryota, Metazoa, Chordata, Mammalia, Rodentia, Spalacidae. The transcript is spliced from 3 exons. Gene Ontology annotation, molecular function: protein binding.
GGCCGGGCUCAAACUGCUCCCGCAGCCACAGACCCGUCAGCGCAGCAGUGGCGCUGCUCAGACCCGGUGCAGACGCCAGGCGGCCGCCCGCGCACGCCGCAGCCUCGCUCCCUCCCCCGGCGCGCGCAGCCCGUCCAGCCUCCGCGGCGGCUGCCGCUGGCUCACUCUCCCCUCGCCAGGGGCGCUCCGGGAGACGCUCGACCGGGCCAGGGCUCCUGGUCCGAGGCUGCAGACCGUGAGGCCGAGCGGGCGCCGGUGGGAGCCACUACCCCGGGCGCCAUCGCUCCCACUCCUAGAGCUCGGUGCACACGGGCGAUCGCCGCCUCUUUUCGGGACCUAGACGCCAGCUUCGUCGCCUCCCUGCCGGUGACCGAGGCGAGAACCCUUGCGGGUUGUGCGCGGAGGCCAGUCGCCACUGCUGAGUUGAAACAAAAUGUCAGUCAGUGUGCAUGAGAACCGCAAGUCCAGGGCCAGCAGUGGCUCCAUCAACAUCUACCUGUUUCAUAAGUCUUCCUAUGCGGACAGUGUCCUCACUCACUUGAACCUUCUGCGCCAGCAGCGGCUCUUCACAGAUGUCCUUCUCCAUGCAGGAAAUAGGACCUUCCCCUGCCACCGGGCAGUACUGGCUGCAUGUAGCCGCUACUUUGAGGCCAUGUUCAGUGGUGGUCUGAAAGAGAGCCAGGACAGUGAAGUCAACUUUGACAAUUCCAUCCACCCAGAAGUCUUGGAGCUGCUUCUCGACUAUGCAUACUCCUCCCGGGUCAUCAUCAAUGAAGAAAAUGCAGAAUCGCUCCUGGAGGCUGGGGACAUGCUGGAGUUUCAAGACAUCCGAGAUGCUUGUGCAGAAUUUCUGGAGAAGAACCUACAUCCCACCAACUGCCUGGGUAUGCUGCUGCUGUCCGAUGCCCACCAGUGCACCAAGCUGUACGAACUGUCCUGGAGAAUGUGUCUCAGCAACUUCCAGACCAUCCGGAAGAACGAAGAUUUCCUCCAGCUACCCCAGGACAUGGUUGUACAGCUCCUGUCCAGCGAAGAGCUGGAGACAGAAGAUGAGAGGCUUGUAUAUGAGUCCGCAAUGAACUGGAUCAGUUAUGACCUGAAGAAGCGCUACUGCUACCUUCCAGAGCUGCUGCAGACGGUGAGGCUGGCCCUCUUGCCAGCCAUCUAUCUUAUGGAGAACGUGGCCAUGGAAGAACUUAUCACUAAGCAGAGGAAGAGUAAGGAGAUUGUGGAAGAGGCUAUCCGGUGCAAACUGAAAAUCUUGCAGAAUGAUGGUGUGGUUACCAGCCUCUGUGCCCGUCCUCGGAAAACUGGCCAUGCACUCUUCCUCCUGGGAGGACAGACUUUCAUGUGUGACAAACUGUAUCUGGUAGACCAGAAGGCCAAAGAAAUCAUUCCCAAGGCCGACAUUCCCAGCCCGAGAAAAGAGUUCAGUGCAUGUGCAAUUGGCUGCAAAGUAUACAUUACUGGGGGGCGGGGGUCCGAAAAUGGAGUCUCAAAAGAUGUGUGGGUUUACGAUACCCUGCAUGAGGAGUGGUCCAAGGCUGCCCCCAUGUUGGUGGCCAGGUUUGGCCAUGGCUCUGCCGAGCUCAAGCACUGCCUGUAUGUGGUUGGUGGGCACACAGCUGCAACUGGCUGUCUCCCAGCCUCCCCCUCUGUCUCUCUAAAGCAAGUAGAACAUUAUGACCCCACAACUAACAAAUGGACCAUGGUGGCCCCACUCCGAGAAGGUGUCAGCAACGCUGCCGUUGUGAGUGCCAAACUCAAGCUGUUUGCUUUCGGAGGUACCAGUGUCAGUCAUGACAAGCUCCCCAAGGUGCAGUGUUAUGAUCAGUGUGAGAACAGGUGGACGGUCCCGGCCACCUGUCCCCAGCCCUGGCGUUACACAGCAGCAGCUGUGCUGGGGAACCAGAUUUUUAUUAUGGGUGGAGAUACAGAGUUCUCUGCCUGUUCUGCUUACAAAUUCAAUAGUGAGACUUACCAAUGGACCAAGGUGGGAGAUGUGACAGCCAAGCGCAUGAGCUGCCACGCCGUGGCCUCCGGGAACAAACUCUACGUGGUUGGAGGAUACUUCGGCAUUCAGCGUUGCAAGACUUUGGACUGUUACGAUCCAACCUUAGACGUGUGGAACAGCAUAACCACAGUCCCAUACUCGCUGAUUCCUACUGCGUUCGUCAGCACCUGGAAACAUCUGCCUUCUUAAAUGCAGUGUAUCCUAAAGAAAGCGAGCUUGAGCUCACACCGUCUGCUCAGUGAGACAAUACGAGGUUUCUGCUUUGGAGAAGCCAAGUUUAAUGAAGAGAAAGAAAAAAAGGAGAAGUUGCUACAAGACUCCUCGAAUACCAUCGGCUGCACCUUGUGAAUGCUCUAAGUGGACAUGAAGGAAGGGGUGGGGGAGGGAGGGUGGGAUUUUUCAGUGCAAGUAGCACGUGGUUUAAAUAUGAAUGACUGAACCUGUGAUCUAGUCCUUGUCUUGUAAUUGUGGAUUAAUGUCAGCGUUAAUCAGCCCCUCAAAGGGAGAGAAAAGCUGGGCCUUUUCCUUUGCUGUACCUCAUUCAGCAUUUGAUUUCCGUGGGCUCCACCAUUUAUGUGUAAGAUUUGAAAUGGUUGUCACCUUCCUCUGAGGAGUGAGCUUGAAGCCCCCACGCCAGCUGCUGUUGGAGACUCAAAGCCAGGCGUGGGUCAGGAGGGAAGCUGGGCUGGCUGAAUGGAGAAUGGGAACCGCUGGACUCUCCACUCAUCUUGAAGGGGUUGAGCCCCCCAGGAACGCCUCUGAACAAUGGGGACAUUGUUGGUAGCCAUUUGGUAGAUGCUCUUUGCUAUUUAUAAGUGACUUUAAACCUUCCCUUGGCUGUUAAGAAAUGUGUUCUAGAUUUAGUUAUUUAUUGUUUGAUGCCUGCAUGCUGAAACAGCGUUUAGUGCUGUCUUCACGCGUAAGGACGUGUGUGAAUGGUUGUAUGUUUUGCACGUUUCGUGGCUAUUGAUGUGCUUUGCUGCACAAAAAUGAAAACUUCGGGGUUAUAAUUUGGAGGGUAAAAACUAGAGGGCGGGUGGGGGAGGGGUGGAUUCUUGAAAUGUCUGGACAGAGAAGGAUUCCAAAACGGAAACUUAAAUUACAUCCCAGAGGCAGAGAAACCAGGGAGGUCACUUUUCCUAGACCACCUUUUACCGAGGUUUCGUGGGUAUGUUUGUGCUGAUGGCGGGUCCCAGGGGAGCAGGAUAUGGGCCUGCCCUUCUUCUUCCCGUUUGAUUGACCUAACUUCAGUCUCAGCUGCUGCUGUUUGGAAAGGACCAAAUUGCUUUACAGGUUUUUUGUUUUAUGUAAUAUCCUGAAACCCUGGGGAAAUUUUAUGGACUAGUUCUGUAUAUAGGGCGCAGGUGAAGGCAUUGUCCAAAGUUUAUUUAUUUAUCUAUUUAUUUACCCUCGGUGAAUGCUUUGUAAUAACCACACCAAUGGGAAAAACUAAACUGUCUCAGAUGUAAGCUGAUUCACUGACUACAUUGCUUGACCCACGCUCAUGGCUCUUGGACCUUGCCAUGAUUUAACCCAUGCUGGUUAGAAAUUCUCCAUGAAAACAUCCAUUUUGAUACAAUGUACACUUUAGUGUUCACCCUUAGAUACAUGUUGAAAGAGCUCAUUGGUACACAAAGGUGACAUACUUAGUCACACAAUAUCAAAGAAUUGUAAGGGGUGGCCCCCGUGGAGGGGUUUUCCAGUCCUGUUGGGAAUCAGUUGUGAAUACAUUCUUUGUUCGAGUGCUUGUUUACUAAACAUGUGCAGUGGUAGGUAUUAUUAGUGCUAGACUCCAAUAGGCACUUCCCCAGUUGUGUGGGGAAGACCAGAGCUUGGAAUUCUGUCAGCUUUGGUCCAUAUUUCUCACAGUGCUGUGUUUUAGAAAAUAGGGUUUAAGAGAGAUAACAGCUUUUUACAUUGUGAGUGUGCUUGCCUUGUCUAAUGACGGAUAAUUCCUUAACAUUUCUCUCCACCUUAGUACUUUAAGCUAAUUGUACGUGUCUGUCUAAGCCAUGAGUAAGUGGACUGUAGUUGGACCAAAAUAAAAUAAAUGAGCCACUGGAAUGAAAACAUCACAGAACGUUCCAGCAGUCAGUUCCUGGCCCCUAGAUGUGUUCUUAGCAGUGCAAAUAUCUGAUUGUACCCUGGCAGCAUCAUGUCAUCUUGUAGCAGUCCCAGCUCUGUAGUUUAUGAUGCAAAUCUGUCCAGAGAUUUGUGUGUCGCUUCAAGGCUUCUGAGAGCUGGGAGAAUUUUCUGCAGCUGUUUCAAAGUUGUGGCCUGUCCUUGAAUCUUCUAUUAAUUACCAUGCCUGAGCUGGAGGGAGCUACGCCACAAGGGUGGGCCCCAGGCCUGCAGGGAACUUUCUAGAUUCCACCUCUUUGAAUUGAUGUAGGCAUUUGGGCUAGCUACUUGACCGUUCUCAUCCUGUGAAACGUCCCACACUUUGAAGCAAAUGUAAUUCACAGCACAGUACACACAAAAAACCCUGGCAUAAGACAGAGGAGGUUCUUCUCAUUUUGUGAGCUGGUUGCCUUGGAAACGGAUAACAAAGGGCGGCCUUCCACUUCUGGUGUAAUUGUGAAGCCCCUUUCUCAGGCUUGACACCUGUCUGAAUAAGAGUGAUUAGAGCUGCAUAAUAUCCCUCUCUUGGCUAUUAAGUAUGUGGUUCACGUACUGAACUCUGUAGAACUUAGAAAGUGUUCAUGUUCGUAUGUACUUGUUUGCUACUAAUACAUUUUUGAGGUUUUGUAAAACUGUUAUUUUUUUUUCACGAUGUGAAACUGAAGGUCAAUAAAUUAUUAGAGAUUUUCUCUUCA